AUGUCUCCCGCCUUAUUCAACAAAGCGUUUAUCCAGCUUAGUCAUUUUUUAGACUAUAUCUCUUAUAUUUACACCACCAUUUUUUGUUUUUUAUUUAGACAAAAACCUUUACAAGUUCAUAUUCCCACUGAAAAUUUUCAUCCAGCAGUUCUUAUAACUGGUACUUCUGCUGGAAUUGGUCGUGAAACCGCUUUUUCUCUUGCGAAACUUGGGUACACAGUGUUUGCUGGUGUCAGAAAAAAAGAUGAUGCUGAAGAUCUUCUUGCUUCUUUUCGUGAAUGCGAUAAUCCCAAAGAAGGUCGAAUUCUUCCCAUUAUUUUAGAUGUUACAAAUAAAGAUCAUAUUCAAAAUGCUUAUGAUCAUAUUCAAUCAAUCAUUGGUUAUGAAAUUCCUUUUGUUGCUUUAAUCAAUAACGCUGGCAUGGUUGUCUAUUUACCAAUGGAAAUUGCUUCGGAAGAUGCUUUUAUAAAUAGCUUUAAUACAAAUUAUUUUAGUAUUAUCAAUCUUACAAAAAAAUUCUUGCCCCUUUUAAGAAGAAGUGGUGGUCGUGUGAUUAACAUUGGGAGCGUUGCUGCUUGGGUAAAUGUAGCUUCCAUGGGUAUUUAUGCUGCAACUAAAGCUGCCGUUAGAAUUACCACUCGCAUUUGGAGAAUGGAAACUAAAGACAUGGGAAUUCAUUUUGCUUUAAUUGAACCUGGUAUUUAUUAUUCUACACCAAACGACACUAAUCCAAAAGUUUUAACGGAUUAUGAAAAAAUUUAUAAAGCUAUUGCAAAAAGUAGUGAAAAUUUUCAAGCUUCUCCUACUGAAAUUGUAACUGAUUCUAUAGUACAUGCUUUAACUGCUCCUUAUCCACAAAAUACUUAUUAUGUUGGUAUAGAUGCUAAAACUUUUGCUUUAGUUAAUUGGUUAGUAGGUGAUGGGAUUAUUGAAACUGUACAAUCCAAAGUUAUAUCUUUUUUAGCAAAUAGAUAUUAA
Molecule: messenger RNA, 978 nt
Organism: Racocetra fulgida
Lineage: Eukaryota; Fungi; Glomeromycota; Glomeromycetes; Diversisporales; Gigasporaceae
Source: the annotation of a GenBank genome assembly